GAAUUAAUUAACCCAAGGGGUAUAAGUAUAUAUUUACCUCUUUAAUGAAACCUAUUUUUGUGACUUUGAACCUUGAGUGCUACUUUGGGAACAUAAACUUGGUUUGGUGCUAUCCUAGUCUUUUUUUCUUUAAAAACUUUCUAAUGUAUAUAUAACUGAUUGGUAAUUAAAAAACAAAACAAAAAGGGAAAUGUAAGCAAGAAAAAAGGGAAAGGAAUUAAAGCAUGAAUUUGGUAGAGGUGGCGAAAGGAUCAUGACCCCGGUAAGGCGGUAAUAUUUGUUGAUGUGUUUAUGUUUGUUAGAAAUGAAAUAGAGUGGAUAUUUGAGAAGAAACUUAUCGCCGUACAAAAAACUACAGGUAGUUAACUACUCAAUCCUCUAUAAAGCCCUCAUUAUAUUUUCUGACCACAAGUCCAAUAACAAAUACAAACAGAAGCAAAGAGAGAAUGGAGUACAAUAAGCAAAGAACUAUGUUAAUUGCAGUGUUGCUUAUAAUAAUGUGGAGCUGUUGUUACAGCCACGCCCAGCUGAGCAGUGACUUCUACAAGGAGAGCUGUCCCUCGUUGUUCUAUGCGGUGAGACGCGAGGUGCAGCGGGCGGUGACCAGGGAGCGCCGCAUGGCUGCUUCUCUCCUCCGCUUAUUCUUUCACGACUGUUUUGUCAACGGGUGUGACGGAUCAAUAUUGUUGGACGACACUUCCUCAUCUAUGGGAGAGAAAACGGCAGGCCCAAACAAUAACUCCGUGAGGGGGUUUGACGUUGUUGACAAAAUCAAGUCGAGGGUUGAGAGACUAUGCCCAGGCGUCGUCUCAUGCGCAGACAUUCUCGCUAUCAUUGCUCGUGACUCUGUUCUCCUCUUGGACGGCCCUGGUUGGAGCGUAAAACUUGGAAGAAGAGAUUCCACCACAGCGAGUUUCACGACCGCCAAUUCAGGCGUUAUCCCUCCUCCAACCUCUACUCUCGACAACCUCAUCAACCGUUUUAGAGCACAAGGUUUAUCCUCACGCGACAUGGUGGCCCUCUCUGGUGCACACACUAUUGGACAAGCUAGAUGCGUCACUUUUAGAGACCGUAUCUACAACGAAAGCAACAACAUCGAGCUUUCUUUCGCCUUGUCUAGACAAAGGAGCUGUUCGGCUGCCUCUGGCUCUAGCGACAACAAUGAAGCCACUCUUGAUAUCCACUCUCCUGGAAGGUUUGACCUCAACUACUACAGACAGCUUCUCAACCACAGGGGUCUACUCACUUCUGACCAAGUUCUUUACAGCGGCGGUUCAACUGACUCGCUUGUCGUGUCUUAUAGUCGUAGUCUGAACGCCUUUUACCGCGAUUUUGUAAGGGGUAUGGUUAAGAUGGGCGAUAUCAAACCCCUUACUGGAUCCAGUGGUGAGAUCCGCAACAACUGUCGCAGACCCAAUUGAAUCUUCUAUUACGUGUUUUGUGUUAUCUUAUUUUUACGUGUUUUCUACGUCAACUCCUUAAAUAUGCAUUUUCCAUAUAAGAACAUAAUACAGUAUAAUUGAGAUCAUGAUAAGUUUGUGGCUAUGCAGUUUUCAUUUAUGUUUCCGUCUCCUCUCAGUUGUCAUAUUAGCUCUACAACAUUAUGAAAAAUUGUAUUGCCAUUGCUCAAAAACUCAUUCUGAAAUUUCCAAACAAAAUAUUUCUAUUUUAAUAUAAUUCAAUAAAUGAUUAUUAAUCAAAUUGCUAAAGAAUUUCUUCUUAAUAGAUUUCUCAGUCGAGAAUAUAAGUCUUAAAUCGUUUUAUUUUUUCAUUAUUUUAUUAUUUAAAUAAUUUUUAAGAAUCAUUAUUGGAAGUGCUCUAAAGCUAUUAUCAUUCAAUGAAAUAAAGUUUUAAUGCAACUGUGUAAAUGCUGCUGUUUAGUUAUAAAACGCGAUCAUUAUCCAAUCAUACAUAAUAAUUCGUACCAAAACAAAAAUAUCAUAUAAUCAGAUAGAAAAGUAAUUAAAUAUUGUGUGGUGAAAUGAGAGCCGUAGGAUGAAAAGUAAAAUUGGUGAAUAAGAAGAAGUGCUGAAAAGUCAUAAAUAAGGUGGACCGCCAGUGACGUUUAGCUUCGUUUUCAUCCCUUCUUCUACAUUGUGUUUGCUUGUCUUAAAAAAACAGCAGAAACAAGUAAGGAAGAGAAGAAGACGCUUGUAAGAACUCCAAGGAAGGUAGAGAGAUCUGCACACGUCUUCAUUCGAGAUCUCCGAUUCAUUCCCAUACGAUCCCUCGUCAGCGGUAAUUCUCUUCCUCGGGAGAAUCGUCGAUUCCAUAACUGAGAUCUCACGGCUCUGUUAUAGAGCUUCAGAGUUGUUUGUGUAGAUUACGUUACCGUAUGAUUGAUAAUCCUUUCGUUCUCGCAUUAUCUUAUUCGUAUUCAAUCUGAUCAGCUUUUCCUUUCUUUUUUACUGAUUGUUGUUGCAUAACAGGUUGCUUUGUUUAUUUUGCUUCACAGGUUGCACAAGCUCCUGAGGCCAUGAGCUAGCACCAACUCUGUGCUAGCUUGGAGAAAGUAGUCUUCUCUUUUUUGGAGAUGUGCAUGACAAGAGAGAAUCUAGAUUCACGUCUCGGAAGCCUGCUUCGGUGAUUAUUUCUAAGCUGGAGGAGGUGGCGGAGCGGUUGAAACUGAGCGUAAGGAAGAGGGAAGCGGGGGUUGUUUAAACUGGAACGUGUGAAGGAGGGGAGAAAAGAAGUUGUGUCGAUGGAUGCUGCGGAGAUAUUCCAAGUGACGCCGACGUUUCAUAUGGUGGAAGUGAAGAAAUGUAAUGGAGAUAGUGUGGGUUUGGCAGAGUGACAAAGAUGAGCAGUUAAUGCCUGUUUCACAACAACAGGAAGAAGAAGAAGCAUUGUAGUUUUUGAGAUUUUGUUUUUAAUCAAGUUUUGAGAUUUUGCUAACUCUCUGAUGUUAAUGAGUUUUUUACAUUUAACGUUUGUUAAAAAA
Molecule: messenger RNA, 2941 nt
Organism: Brassica rapa (field mustard)
Lineage: Eukaryota; Viridiplantae; Streptophyta; Magnoliopsida; Brassicales; Brassicaceae
Product: peroxidase 68
Biological process (GO): hydrogen peroxide catabolic process; response to oxidative stress
Molecular function (GO): peroxidase activity; heme binding
Source: RefSeq, a predicted model, not a curated record